Messenger RNA from Chaetomium globosum CBS 148.51, 2664 nucleotides. RefSeq lists its product as uncharacterized. Gene Ontology annotation, cellular component: DNA replication preinitiation complex; nuclear origin of replication recognition complex; nuclear pre-replicative complex. Lineage: Eukaryota; Fungi; Ascomycota; Sordariomycetes; Sordariales; Chaetomiaceae. The transcript is spliced from 8 exons. Gene Ontology annotation, biological process: DNA replication initiation; DNA replication. The record is from RefSeq and is a predicted model, not a curated record. Bases 1 to 2664 code for a protein of 887 amino acids. Gene Ontology annotation, molecular function: DNA replication origin binding.
AUGGCUGAAAUCGAGGAUAGUAACGUGUCAUUUGAAGAGGAUGAUUACAGGGCGGCCUUCAUCUUCAAUGCCACCUCUGGAGACAGCACCAGUAGUAGCAAGCCAGCUGCUCGUCCGACUAAGAGACGGAAGGUAGUCAAGGCAGAUGGGCCAAUGUCGAAGGAGGAGCUGGGAACCGGACCUGGAUUCCCUCCGCUCUUCAAUGGCGCUGAGAGCCCCGAUGCAGUUCGCCUGCGGAGGGAGCUCUUCGAGACGGCGUGGCCGCACGUCCUGAGGGAAGCCAACCGCACCACCCUCGACCAGGUCUCGUCGUUCUUGCAGCAGGCGGCCGAGGUUGAGACAGAGAGAAUCCCGGCGGGCUUCAUCAUCACCGGCCCGAAUAUCGCCUCCCAGGACCUCCUGUUUGAGCAGCUGGCCGAGCAGCUCUGCACAGCAACUCGGGCGCGCUUUGUCCGGCUGCGGGCAUCAGAGGCGCCAAAUCUCAAGGCCGCCCUAAAGAAGAUUAUCCGGGAUGCCACGGCGAGGACGACUGAUGGGGACGAGGAUGUGGAUGAGGUUAUGCAGAGUGGGAGGAAAUACCUCGAUUAUGACCUCGAAUCGCUGCACGUGUUUCUGAACCAGCAGCAGCAGUCAAAGCGGGUUGUUGUGGCGUUCCAGGACAGCGAGGCGUUUGAGAGCGGUCUGUUGACCGACUUGAUCACGCUCUUCCACUCCUGGCGUGGCCGCAUUCAGUUUGACCUGCUAUUUGGCGUCGCCACUUCUGUCGAGCUGUUCCAGGCCCGCCUACUCAAAUCCACCGCCCGCCAGCUCUACGGCGCCCAGUUCGACGUCGUCCAGGCCAACUCUGUCCUCGAUAGUGUCAUCAAGAGCGCCGUUGCCGGGACCCAAGCCAAGCUCCGAAUCGGGCCGUUGCUACUCCGGAGUUUGGUGGAGCGCCAGCAGGACCAGGUUGCCGGCAUACAAGUGUUUAUCAGUUCGCUAAAAUACGCCUACAUGUGUCACUUCUACGCGAACCCGCUCAGUGUGUUGCUUGCGGGCGGUGACAACCUGAACCGCAAACUUCUGCAGCCAGAACAUAUCGAAGCUGUCCGGACUCUCGACUCCUUCAAAGCCGAGGCCGAGGCUGCGGUCGACGCGAGACAGCUGAACCACGCGCAAUUCUUGAUUGAGAACGAUGAGUUUUUGGUUGCACAAAUUCUUGAACAGGAGGAGAAGCGGCAGGCGUACCUACUGCAUCUCCUCCGCGCCCUGCAUCUGCUGACUUCUGCCGGCCUGACCUCGACUUCUUUCGCCGACCUCUACAUCCUCGCUCUCGGUGACGGUAUCAAUAUCGAGCAAUCCUUCGGGACUUUACCUCUGGAGGACGCCGUGAAGCGGUUGGACCCGAACGAGUUCCUUUCGAUCGCCGACCGCGUGCUAGCUGCCGUUAGAACCGGCAACCCAGACCUCGGUCUAAGCGGCUGGGAGUCAGAUGCUGAGGAGUUUGUGGCCGCGUUAACAGACAUUCGAGACGAAGUUGACGGCCUGGUGGCGCGCUCUAAGGAAAACCGCCAAGCCCUCAAAAGCAAAUACAGCGCUCAAAGCAGGGUCAUGCGCACCACAGUCGUUGCGCAGAAAGUCCAGCUCAGCCAGGACUCCGCAACUCUAACCGAAGAGGACAAAGCAUUCACCAACGCCAUCGACGCUUUGUUGGGCCUCUUGUCGCGGACCUUACAAUGCGACCCCGUCGACAAUCUCUUUCUUCACGAGGUCUGGGUCUUCGAUUCCAAGUCGCCCUACCGCGACGUCUUUGUCCCCCGGCCGGCCGCCACCUUCGGCCGCGCCCUCUCCCGCCCGCACGACUACCUCGCGUGUUCGUGCUGCGGCGGAGCCAACGGCGGGCUCGCGUCGACGUUGCCCGCCACGGCCAUCCUCUACCACCUCUAUCUGGAGGCUGGCGCGCUCAUCAACGUGGCCGAUCUGUGGUCGGCCUACUACGCGCUUGUGGGCGAAGAGUCCGACGUCGGCAUGGACGAGCGGUCGGCUCUCGUCUGCUUCUACCGCGCCCUGGCGGAGCUGCGGAUGAUGGGCUUUGUGAAGCAGAGCAAAAAGAAGGCCGAUCACGUUGCUAAGUUGAAGUGGCUAGUGGUCAAAGGCGGGGCCGGGGGGCUAAAGAUGUCUCGCGCGCCCAAGAUAGCAGCAGCUCGACAAAGGUCCUUCGGCACGCGUCGCGCGGCCACCAACCCCGCCUUCUCCGCCAAGCUCGCGCAAAUGUCCCUCCAGCUCGCGCCCCUCGUCCAGCUCACCACCGGCGCCAUCCACCCGGCCUUCCCGCGCACGCUGCUCUGCUUCUGGCUGCUGACGGACGACCAGCUCGAGUCGCUCGCGCACUUCUACCACCAGCGCACGCCCUGCCGCUGGACGCGUCAGUACCCGUGCCCCGUGGCCUGGCCGCCGGGCCUGAGCCUGGAGGAGAAGAGGAGGAAGCUGGGGAGGUUUAUCGGGCUGCGCGGGUGUGAGACGCCGAUUGGGGAGUUGGUGGAGAGGGGGGUGCUGGAGGUGCUGGGGCGGUCGGAGGCGGAGAUUUUGGAGGCGGCGAGGAGGGCGCGGGAGGAGGGUUGGGGUGCUGGUGGUGAGGGGGGGGAUGAGGUGGAGGAGGUCAGGAGGAAGAUGGGGUGGCAUUGA